AUGCACAAUCUUGCCUUACGAUACUAUAAUGGUGAAGGGACAGAAAAGGACUUGGGAAUGGCCUUUCACUGGUUUCAGAAAGCAGUAGAAAAGGGCUAUGAAAGGUCAAUGCACAGUCUUGCCUUAUGUUAUGAAAAUGGUGAUGGGACAGAGAAGGACUUGGAAAUGGCCUUUCACUGGUAUCAGAAAGCAGCAGAGAAGGGUAAUGAAAAGUCAAUGCACAAUCUUGCUUUACAAUACUACUAUGGUGAAGGGACAGAGAAGGACUUGGGAAUGGCCUUUCACUGGUAUCAGAAAGCAGCAGAGAAGGGCUAUGAAGGGUCAAUGCACAGUCUUGCCUUACGAUACUACAAUGGUGAAGGGAUAGAGAAGGACUUGGGAAUGGCCUUUCACUGGUAUCAGAAAGCAGAAGAGAAGGGCUAUGAAGGAUCAAUGCAUGGUCUUGCCCUACAAUACUACAGUGGUGAAGGGACAGAGAAGGACUUGGGAAUGGCCUUUCACUGGUAUCAUAAAGCAGCAGAGAAGGGCUAUAAAAGGUCAAUGCACAGUCUUGCCUUAUGUUAUGAAAAUGGUGAAGGGACAGAGAAGGACUUGGGAAUGGCCUUUCAAUGGUAUCAGAAAGCGGCAGAGAAGAGCUAUGAAAGGUCAAUGCAUGGUCUUGUCUUAUGUUAUAAUAACAUUAAUUGGUUAGAAAAAUCAGCAGAGAAGGGUGAUGAAGGGUCAAUGCACAAUCUUGCCUUACGAUACUAUAAUGGUGAAGGGACAGAAAAGGACUUGGGAAUGGCCUUUCACUGGUUUCAGAAAGCAGUAGAAAAGGGCUAUGAAAGGUCAAUGCACAGUCUUGCCUUAUGUUAUGAAAAUGGUGAUGGGACAGAGAAGGACUUGGAAAUGGCCUUUCACUGGUAUCAGAAAGCAGCAGAGAAGGGUAAUGAAAAGUCAAUGCACAAUCUUGCUUUACAAUACUACUAUGGUGAAGGGACAGAGAAGGACUUGGGAAUGGCCUUUCAAUGGUAUCAGAAAGCGGCAGAGAAGAGCUAUGAAAGGUCAAUGCAUGGUCUUGUCUUAUGUUAUGAAAAUGGUGAAGGGAUAGAGAAGAAUUUGGAAAAAGCAUUUUAUUGGCACAAAAUGGCUCCAGAUAAUUUUAAAAUUAACAACUUAUGUAAGGAAUGCAAUCAAUUAUAUAUUGAUUACAAAUGGUGCCAACAAUGUAAUAUUAAACAAUUUCAGCAAGAUUUUUCAAAAUGGACUAGUAAAAAUAAAUUUAUUGAUAAAUUUAUUCAAGAAGCACAACUAAAUGCUAAAAGUAAUUAUGAAGUUUUAGAAUGGAUACCUUAUAAUAAAUUAAAUAAUAUUAAUUAUUAUGAUAAAGGAGGAUUUAGCGAAAUUUAUAGGGCUAUCUGGUUAGAUGGACCUAUUGAUAGUUGGAACUUUGAUGAACAACAAUGGAAUAGAUGGACUGAAUAUGAAGUUAUUCUUAAAAAUCUUAAUAAUUCAUCAAGUUUAAGUGAUAAAUUUUUAGAUGAGGUAUAG
Messenger RNA from Rhizophagus irregularis DAOM 181602=DAOM 197198, 1530 nucleotides. The record is from RefSeq and is a predicted model, not a curated record. NCBI's taxonomy places the organism in Eukaryota, Fungi, Glomeromycota, Glomeromycetes, Glomerales, Glomeraceae.